Messenger RNA from Bursaphelenchus okinawaensis, 306 nucleotides. The record is from the annotation of a GenBank genome assembly. Lineage: Eukaryota; Metazoa; Nematoda; Chromadorea; Rhabditida; Aphelenchoididae.
AUGGAAUGCAAUCUCUUUGAUUCUAGAGAACAAGAAGAAGGACAGAUCCCUGGACGAGGUAGUGAAGCGUAUGCCUUUGAAGAACCGCUUCCUCUACCAUGUCAUGGGCGACUCCAACAGAAAACAGCUCGCUCAGCACGCCAAACAACGUUCCAGGAUCACCGUGACGUCAGUCCAGACCGAUCCCUGGCUGAUGGAAGGCCAAAGCUCGAAUGUAGAGAACCUGAACUACUAAAACACAUCACCGCGUCUUUUGUUACAGUAGCUUUCUUGUUACAGUGUUUUCUUUUCGAUUUGAAUCAAUAA